Messenger RNA from Peniophora sp. CBMAI 1063, 231 nucleotides. Lineage: Eukaryota; Fungi; Basidiomycota; Agaricomycetes; Russulales; Peniophoraceae. The record is from the annotation of a GenBank genome assembly.
AUGGUGAAAACCCACAUCGCUUCUUCUAAGUUACUUCCUGGGACGUGUAUCGCCGUUCUUCUGCUUCAUCAUCAACAAUACUCAAUCUCUAGAUUUAAAGGCGUAAGCACCGAGAAGUUCGAGCGUGGGCAACAGGCAAAGCGUUGGGCGCCGCGGAUCGGCGCGGCUGUGCUGGCGCUUACUGUUGCGCUCGCGCAUCGGUCAGAUUGGCAGUUCUCACUGCCCAUCUAG